GAAAACGUCGUCGUAUCAAGACUCACCACUCACGAAGUUUCCGUCCUUCGUUUUAGAGUCGGCUUGGCGAAAAUUACUAUCUCUCUCUCUCUUAAUUGGUUUUGGUUCCUUUCUUGCUGCUGUGAAAUUUGUUGUUUAGCUGCCUUUGUACGCGUGAAUCAUCCAAAUUCGUAAUCUUGUUUUCGCCUCUGAAGAAUCAAUCUCUCUUCUUCUGUUAUCUCAAGUUUUAGGGUUAACCCCGAUCAACAUCUUUUGGGCUCCAAAUCGAAGCGUUUAGUAAGAAAUAAGAGUAAUCUUAGGGUUUCCGUGGGGGGUGGAAUUGUGUAUUGGUAAUCUAGGUUUUAGCUCAAGAACAUGUUUUUCCCCGGCGAUCCUUCGACUCGGAAGCGAGUUGAUUUAGGUGGCCGUAGCACCAAGGAGAGAGAUACUCGGAAGCUUCUCGAGCAGACUAGAAUGGAGCGUAAUCGUCGGUUGUUACAGAAGCAGCAGAACUCUGCUGCCCUCAAAAUUCAGAAAUUCUUUCGAGGUAGAAGAUCAAUGGCCAUCGAGCGCGCUAAGGUGCGGCAUGAUUUCUGCGAAACCUAUGGGAAUAAUUGCCAGAAUGUCGAUAGACAUUGCUUUGAGCCAAGUUCAAGUUUCCUCCGUCAGCUUCUAUUUUUUAUCAAGGCACAAAACUCGGGAGAUUUUGUGAUACUUGUGGAGACUUGUCGGCUUAUGAACAAUUUCGUUCACAGCACUGGUGACAUUGUCGGCCUUUUUUCUGGAUUGGACUAUUCCGCUGAGCAUAAUUUGGUGGACUUUAGAGUAAAGAAACUUGCAUUGACCUGCAUCGAGGCUAUACACCAGAAUAGGAACCUUUUAAGGGAUCAGCUCUUAGUUACUCCUGAAGAAGCUAGCAUUUCAACAGCUAUCUUGAUGGAGGCAAUGGCGUUGUUGCUAGAUCCUAAGCUGCCUUGGGUUUGCAAAAUAAUUAGCUAUCUCCAAAAGAGAAACAUAUUCAAACUGGUCCGAGAAAUGGUCACUACGGCUAAGGAAAGCCCAAGUGGUCAGACUAUGACCGGCAGCAUCCUUUCACUAGAAAGAAUAUUGAUACUGAUACUACCACAUAUUGGCCGUGAGCCAUGUUGCUGCCCUGAUGUUGAUCCACGUUGGAGUUUCUCAUCUAUGAUCCUUACAAUACCUUUCAUAUGGCAGCUCUUCCCAAACUUGAAAGUGGUCUUUGCCAGCCCAAGUCUAAGUCAACACUACAUUCACCAGAUGGCUUUCUGUAUUCAAAAGGGUACUUGUGUUCUCCCAAGUGAAACAAGCCUGGAAUUCCCUGGUUAUGCUUGCCUGCUUGGUAAUACGUUGGACACCGCAAAUGUGGUGUUGUCACUACCUGAAUGUUCAUUGGACUUGGCAAUUGACAUUGCAUCAGUUGCAACUUUCUUAUUGGAGACGCUUCCUCCUGUGAAAUCAUCAGAAAAAGAAAGCAGUCAGAGUUCCCCUGAUGAGGAUGAUAUGUUGAUUGACGCUGUACCAGAAGUAGUCUUGAAUAGGGAUCUGGAGCAGCAGAUAACCAAUGCUAUAGACUCACGUUUUCUUCUGCAGUUAACAAAUGUUUUGUUCCAUCAAAGUGGUUUAACAUUGUCGUUGAUGAUCAGGCAUAUGCUAAUGAUAGUUGACAAUGAAGAGUUCUAUGAACGAGAGAAGCCAUUAUCGCUACAAGAUAUCAGGUUGCUGAUCAUUAUUCUUAAGCAGGCUUUAUGGCAGUUACUAUGGGUAAGUCCACUUGCGCAACCUAACACUGGGAAAUCUGUCUCCAACGACCUCUCGAAUAAGAACCCUGUUGAGUUGAUUCAGAACAGGGUUGGGGUUGUUGUCUCUGAGUUGCUUUCACAGUUGCAAGAUUGGAACAACCGGCAACAAUUCACUUCCUCGAGUGACUUCCAAGCUGACACUGUGAAUGAAUAUUUCAUCUCUCAGGCCAUAAUUGAAGGUACGAGAGCCAACUACAUACUGAUGCAAGCUCCUUUCUUGAUUCCGUUUACAAGCAGAGUCAAAAUAUUCACAACACAAUUAGCAACAGCAAGGCAGAGUCAUGGAUCUCAAGGAAUUUUUUCUCGAAAUCGGUUCAGAAUACGAAGAGAUCAUAUCUUGGAAGAUGCUUACAAUCAAAUGAGUCAAUUGUCAGAGGAUGAUCUUCGGGGGUCGAUUCGUGUGACAUUUGUCAAUGAACUCGGAGUUGAGGAAGCUGGUAUUGAUGGUGGUGGCAUUUUCAAAGACUUCAUGGAAAAAAUUACCCGAGCAGCUUUUGAUGUGCAAUACGGGUUGUUUAAGGAGACCUCUGAUCACAUGCUAUAUCCUAAUCCUGGAUCAGGAAUGAUACAUGAACAGCACCUCCAGUUCUUUCAUUUUCUCGGCAGUCUUCUCGCAAAAGCUAUGUUUGAAGGGAUUCUAGUUGAUAUACCAUUUGCAACGUUUUUCCUCAGCAAAUUGAAACAAAAGUACAACUAUUUGAACGAUUUGCCUUCUCUGGAUCCUGAGUUGUAUAGGCACCUUAUAUUCCUGAAGCGUUUUAAGGGUGAUAUCUCAGAGUUGGAGCUUUACUUUGUUAUUUUGAAUAAUGAAUAUGGAGAGAGGACAGAGGAAGAGUUACUUCCAGGGGGGAAUGACAUGCGAGUGACAAAUGAGAAUGUUAUAACUUUCAUUCAUCUGGUUUCCAAUCAUCGGUUAAAUUAUCAGAUACGCCAGCAGAGUUCUCAUUUCCUGAGGGGGUUUCAGCAACUCAUUCCAAAAGAAUGGAUCGACAUGUUCAAUGAACAUGAACUUCAGGUUCUCAUAUCUGGUUCAGUUGAUAGUUUGGAUAUUGACGACUUGCGAAACAACACUAAUUAUGCUGGAGGCUACCACGCGGGACAUUAUGUGAUCGAUAUGUUCUGGGAAGUUAUGAAAAGCUUCUCAACUGAAAACCAGAAGAAGUUCUUAAAGUUUGUGACGGGCUGUUCACGAGGGCCACUGCUCGGUUUCAAAUACUUGGAACCUGCAUUCUGCAUACAAAGGGCUGCUGGUAGUGCGAGUAACGAAUCAGUUGAUAGACUACCGACAGCAGCCACUUGUAUGAACCUUCUGAAGCUUCCGCCUUAUCAAAGCAAAGAGCUACUAGAGACCAAGUUGAUGUACGCCAUAAGCGCAGAAGCGGGUUUUGAUCUGAGCUGAAUAGCGCUUCCUGCCUUAAAAGACAAGACUAUCAUGGCCCCAAAUCGACCAGGCUUUCACCCUUUUAUUUAAAUUUUUCUAGCGUUCCCUGUUAUGGUCCAAAAUCGUUACCCUGUUAGGCUGAUGUGGAGGCUGAAGAAUGUGUUGGCUCUAAAGGAAUCUAAGAGACGGAUGUAGAGGGGAACGUGUACUGGAUAUUAUUAACUAACGGGAUUCAUUUGCAGCUCAGGUCUUCUUUAAAAAAAAAAUGUGAGAACAAAAAGAAGUGAUUACUGGGGAAGUCGUAUUCGGAAGGUGCCUGAGAGUUAAAAAUUCAGUGACAGAUGAUGGGGAAAAGAUAUAAAAAUAAGCGUUAAAUAAGACUGGUCUUUUAGUGCGUUAGAGUGGAACUAAAAAAAAAUGCUGUAAAUUAUUUGCUUAUUUCCAUGUUACAAUGAUAAAAUUUGUAAAUUAUUUGCAUCGUACCACGUCUUGUAGAGCUUUGACCCUCUUUUUUUU
Camelina sativa (false flax) is the source of this 3696-nucleotide messenger RNA. The record is from RefSeq and is a predicted model, not a curated record. NCBI's taxonomy places the organism in Eukaryota, Viridiplantae, Streptophyta, Magnoliopsida, Brassicales, Brassicaceae.